Messenger RNA from Esox lucius (northern pike), 2774 nucleotides. It is a transcript of the gene git1, whose product is annotated as G protein-coupled receptor kinase interacting ArfGAP 1. The transcript has 20 exons. Gene Ontology annotation, molecular function: GTPase activator activity; protein binding. Lineage: Eukaryota; Metazoa; Chordata; Actinopteri; Esociformes; Esocidae. The coding region runs from base 408 to 2465 and encodes 685 amino acids. The record is from RefSeq and is a predicted model, not a curated record. Gene Ontology annotation, biological process: regulation of ARF protein signal transduction; brain development.
AUGAUUUCAGCACUAGCUCUUUUUCGAUGGGCAUUGGAUAGUGGGCACUGGUAAGAGAGGCGAACAGCUAGGGGGAGAGAGCGAGGCGAGUGACAGGUAGGAGCGCAGUUGUCUCAAUAUUGGCUAUGCAGUGUUGGCUACGUUAGUGAUUUAUAUACCUCUAAAUAUGAGCUAGUCAGUGAUAUUCAUCGCAUCAACGAGGCCUGUAUCCGGAGUUUUGGACAGAAAUAGAGUAGGACGAACGGAAAAGGGGAAGCUGCUGAACGGGAGAGCUGAAGACUACAUCGCCGGCUUCCGGGGAUUCAGGGCUGCAUCGGGAAAAAACAGACGUCGGUCUUUGGAAGGGCGAGUAUCCAUCAUCAGAUAUAAUUUGGAUACCCAGCCACCGCUGAGGUGGAACCAUAAACAUGUCAAGAAAGGUCCAUAGAACCGAAGUAUGUGCGGACUGCAGUGCGUCGGAUCCGGGCUGGACCAGCAUCAACCGGGGGGUUCUGAUCUGCGACGAGUGCUGCUCAGUGCACCGCAGCCUCGGCCGUCACAUCUCCAUUGUCAAGCACCUGCGACACAGCGGCUGGCCCCCUACACUGCUGCAGAUGGUACAGACACUGGCCAGUAAUGGGGCUAACUCGAUUUGGGAGCACUCCCUGCUAGAUCCGGCGCAAGUGCAGAGUGGCCGCAGGAAACCCAACCCCCAGGACAAAAUCCAUCCCACCAAGUCCGAGUUCAUUCGCUCCAAGUACCAGAUGCUGUCCUUCGUCCACAAGCUGCCUUGCCGUGACGAUGACGGUGUCACCACCAAGGACCUUAGCAAGCAACUGCACUCCAGCGUGAGGACGGGGAGUCUGGAGACGUGUUUACGGCUGCUGUCCCUGGGAGCGCAGGCCAACUUCUUCCAUCCGGAGAAGGGAACCACGCCGCUCCACGUGGCUGCCAAGGCGGGCCAGGUACUGCAGGCGGAGCUGCUGGUUGUGUAUGGAGCCGACCCGGGAGCCCCGGAUAUCAACGGACGUACCCCCAUGGACUACGCCAGACAAGCUGGCCAUGUAGAGCUGGCGGAGAGGCUGGUGGAGUGUCAGUACGAGCUCACAGACAGACUGGCCUUCUAUCUGUGUGGCCGACGCCCAGGUCACCUGCUGCGGCUGAAGGUGUUGUUUCUCUACUCGGCAGAUCACAAGAACGGGCAUUAUAUCAUUCCUCAGAUGGCUGACAGAGCUCGCCCUAAGUGCCCAACACAGAGCCUGGACCUAUCAGAACUGGCCAAGGCUGCCAAGAAGAAGCUCCAAGCGUUGAACAAUCGAUUGUUUGAGGAGCUGGCCAUGGAUGUGUAUGAUGAAGUGGACCGCAGGGAGAAUGAUGCAGUGUGGCUGACCACUCAGAACCACAGCACCCUGGUCACAGAACGCAGCGCAGUGCCUUUUCUGCCAGUCAACCCUGAAUACUCAGCCACACGCAACCAGGGACGACAGAAGUUGGCCCGUUUUAACGCUCGCGAGUUUGCAACACUAAUCAUCGACAUCCUGAGUGACGCCAAGAGAAGGCAACAGGGAAAAGGCCUGAGCAGCCCUACGGACUCCAGUCUAGGCCUGGGGGCUGACGACGACCAGCAUGACUACGACAGCGUGGCGUCAGAUGAGGACACAGACAGCGAGCUGACCACGCAGAACAACAACAAUACACAGAGGAACAACCGGGCCAAGAGCAUGGACUCGUCAGACCUAUCGGACGGGCCGAUUACGCUGCAGGAGUACCUGGAGGUCAAGAAGGCCCUGGCCUCCUCAGAGGCUAAAGUUCAGCAGCUGAUGAAGGUCAACAACAACUUGAGCGAGGAGCUGCGCCGGCUGCAGAAGGAGAUGAGGAAGGGGGGUCCUGGAGGCCCCACUCCCUACGGAGGACAGCACCUUUCUGGAUCCACGGAGGUGGGGAGAUACAUGGCCCCUAAGGGAGAGUGGCACGGCAGUGGCACCGAUAGUGACUAUGACAACACUCAGACGUAUGAGCUGUCGCUAAGUAUGGGGCGCAGUAGUGAAGAGGAGGGCCGGGGUGAGGCGGAGGAGGGGGGAGGGGGGGAGGCGGGUGAGCCAGACCCAACCCUUCCGUGCACCGAGGAUGUCAUCCUCAAGACGGAGCAGGUGACCAAAAAUAUCCAGGAGCUUCUGAGGGCCGCCCAGGAGUUCAAGCAUGAAAGCUUCGUUCCUUGCUCUGAGAAGAUCCACUCUGCUGUUACUGAAAUGGCCUCUCUGUUUCCCAAACGACCCGCGCUGGACGCUGUGCACUGCUCCCUGCGCCUCCUGGCCUCCAGUGCCUCCCGUCUCCAGGUGGAGUGUCGCAAGGCUGCUCCCUCGGACCUGUCAUCACCCGCUGUGGACUACCAGUUGCUCACCCAGCAGGUCAUCCAGUGCGCCUACGACAUCGCCAAAGCCGCCAAGCAACUGGUCACCAUCACUACUCGCGAGAAGAAACAGUGAUGGGGGGAGGAGAGGGGACGGACAGGGGGGGCUGCCAGACUGACUCACAGGGAGGGCGAAGGGAGUGGCGGAGGGAGAGAUCUCCUGGCUUUCCUGUGGAGUGACAAAACAAGAUGCAGAAGUAUAUCAUGGCACGACUGGGAGGGGACUAGCUGAGAGAGGAUGGAGAGAAUGCAGGUAGAGAAGACCUGGCUAGAGAGAGAGGGAAAGGCCAGCCUAGGAGAGAGACCACAUGUGGCUGUAGGCUGAAAGAAUAUCUCUGGCUCUUCUAACCAUUAGGACUGAGAGGGAGUUCAGUUCAGCACCGGG